Messenger RNA from Poecilia latipinna (sailfin molly), 3467 nucleotides. Its product is annotated as meprin A subunit beta. Gene Ontology annotation, molecular function: protein binding; zinc ion binding; metalloendopeptidase activity. The record is from RefSeq and is a predicted model, not a curated record. NCBI's taxonomy places the organism in Eukaryota, Metazoa, Chordata, Actinopteri, Cyprinodontiformes, Poeciliidae. The transcript is spliced from 14 exons. Gene Ontology annotation, cellular component: membrane. The coding region runs from base 35 to 2221 and encodes 728 amino acids. Gene Ontology annotation, biological process: proteolysis.
CCAUUUAUUUACUUCUCAAUGAAGACAGUACAACAUGGCAGGAAGAGAACCAAUCGGUGUUCUUCUACUUCACAUUUUUUGCCUUCUGUGUGUUACCAUCCUUUGUUUGCCGACUGCAAAGAUACCAGACUUUGAUGUAGACGGUGGACGAGACCUUGACAUUUUUGACAUCAAUGAAGAGGCAGGGCUGAAUCUGGUAGAGGGAGACAUUGUACUUGAUGAGACACAAACACGGAAUUCUAUCAUUGGGGAUGAGUACAAGUGGCCAACAACUGUUCCCUACUACAUGGAAGAUGACUUAGAGAUCAAUGCAAAAGGUGUAAUUCUAAAGGCCUUUGAACAGUACCGCCUCAAGACCUGCAUUGACUUCAAACCAUGGAGCGGGGAAGAAAACUACAUUUCGAUCUUUAAAGGAAACGGCUGCUUCUCCUCUGUUGGUAAUCGCAAGGUCGGGAAGCAGAGGUUGUCAAUAGGAACGAACUGCGACCGCAUCGCUACGAUAGAACAUGAGUUCCUUCAUGCUCUGGGCUUCUGGCAUGAGCAGUCCAGGUCAGACCGCGAUGACUAUGUGCAGAUCGUGUGGGACCGCAUCUUGGAAGGCAGAGAACACAACUUCAACACAUAUGAUGACACCGUUUCCAGCUCUUUGGGCGUGCCCUACGACUACAACUCCAUGAUGCACUACAGCAAAGGCGCUUUCCAGAACGGUUCGGAGCCCACCAUCGUCACCAAGAUCCCUGCUUUCAGCGAUGUCAUCGGACAGCGAAUGGAGUUCAGUGACAGUGACCUGCUGAAGCUGAACCGCCUCUACAAGUGCACUCAAGGCUCCACCUUUCUGGACUCGUGUGAUUUUGAGCGUGAGAAUAUCUGUGGGAUGAUCCAGGGACAUGGGGACCAGGCCGACUGGGUGAGGGUCGUUAGUGCAGAUGGAGGGCCAGACACGGACUAUUCCAACAUGGGCAAAUGCACAGGAUCAGGAUACUUCAUGCACUUUAGCACUGGUGCGGCCAACACUGGAGACACAGCCGUGCUGGAGAGCAGGCUUGUUUAUCCAAAAAGAGGGUACCAGUGUUUGCAGUUUUUCUACUACAACAGCGCUGGUCCCAGCGACACCCUGAAGAUCCAUGUCAGGGAGUACGAUGAAGCUAAUCCCAAUGGAACGCUGCGCUUUAUAACAACACUAACUGGAUCUCCUCAGGAUUUGUGGCAGCUGCAUCAUGUGAGUCUAGAUGUGAAAAAAAAGUUCAGAGUUGUCUUUGAAGGGACAAAGGGGGCCUCGGGGCCGGCAGCAGGAGGACUCUCACUGGAUGACAUUAACCUUUCCGAGACCACCUGCCCCGAGUUUGUAUGGCGGGUGAAAAACUUCAGCCAUGUCAUGGAUACGACCCCAACCGACACCUCUAUCUUUAGCCCCCCCUUCACGUCCAAGGAGGGUUACACCUUCCAGAUGCAGAUUUACCCCAGUGGUAAAGAGGGCUAUUCUGGGCAGUUGUCUGCCUAUGCUCACCUCGUGGCGCGGGAAGGGGACACCGGACAAACAUGGCCUUGCCCGUGGAAGCAGAUGACCAUGAUGCUGAUGGAUCAGCACCCUCACAUUCAAAAGCGCAUGUCCAAUCAGCGCAGCGUCACCACUGACCCAACCAUGAAGGCAACAGAUUCUGAACUUUUCUUCUGGGACGAUCCACGGAAGGUUGGCACUGAGGUGACGGAUACCGAUGGGUCCAAGUAUUUCCGAGGGCCGGGUUUUGGUACUGCAGCGUAUCUCACACACCUCAGAGCUAAGAGCAGAGACUUUAUCAAGGGAGGAGAUGCCAUCUUUCUACUCACAAUGGAAGAUGUGGCCCAUCUGACACAAUCCCAGCCUGUGCCUUCCACAACCUUAAGACCUACCACAUCCACAUCCACAACCACUAAUGCUUCAGAUAUUUGCCAAAAUGUGCUGUGUCAGAAUGGUGGAAUCUGCGUUGGGGAUCAAGGGAAGCCUUCUUGCAGGUGUGUGGUGGGCAACGACUGGUGGUACUACGGGAAUGUCUGUCAGCACAAAGGCUCCACGCAGGAUAAAACCACUCUAGCACUGGCCUCCUCUCUGUCUGUGCUGGGAGCAAUGUUAGUGAUCACAGUCGUCAGCGUCUUCUGUAUGAAGAAGAAGUACAAGAAGAAGGUUAUGAACGACGACAGCAACAUGUACAUGCAAAAUGUGCAUGCCAAUGAUGGACCCUAACAAUAACUUGGACUUUUUUGUCAAUGAAAAGAUUACAGCUGUUGACGGAGAGCUGGAUUAAAUCUAAUGUUGCCUUAGAUUGCCACCUAUUGGUCAUUUAUUUGAUGUAAAGUCAUGGACGCGAUGGAGGAAGUUUUAAUGUGUAAAUGGAGAUAUUCUAAAUGAAGCUUUUAUUAAGGUUGUGAUCUUUGCAUAAAACUGUUAACAUGUCAAAAAAGAAAAAAAAAUAAAGUCUCAGACAACAACGGUUAUAUUCACAAAUUUAAAAUUUAUUAUACCAAAGACAGGAACAUUUUGUAGUGUCUCUUUUCCGUGUGGCUAUACUUGUUGGUGUUACUGAACUAGACACAGUCAUGCCGGUGAUAACAGUUACUGUAGGAGGGAGGUGGGACUAAUUACCUGUGAGUAUCCAUGUAUGUGAAUGUCUCAUGUGUGUACGUGUGUGUGUGUGUGUGUGUGUGUGUGUGUGUGUAUGUGAUUGUUUGCGUGUGCAUGCAAAUACCUAUUAGUGUUCAGUAGAUACAGUGAUGACUACAGGACAUCACAGUUCAACAAAGUGGAGCAAACCAUUGCAACUUAGUGUAUAAAUAUUGUACGGAACGUUAGUUUCCAUCCUGCAACUGCACAUUUACACUUGUGUGUGUGUGUGUGUGUGUGUCUGUUGUGAUGUCGAUGUUGUGUUUGUGGGUUUACACCGUAAGAUAAAGGGGGCACGCCUCCAUAACAGCAAAACAAUAAAUCCUCCCCACAGCUACAAGCCUUCACCGACAUACAGUUCCUUUUAAAAGCAUCAGUAUACAACAUUUUUCUUAUUUACAAUCAUUGAAAAAGAAUCACCAUUUCUCUCAGAGAAGAUUAGUAAAAAAGUGACUGAGUCACCAUAAAGAGUAUGCAACUCCUAGGAGUUAGUAUUGGAAAUUUUCUACAAAAAAAAUCUCUAUGUCAUUUUACAGGCCGAGAGCUGUGAUUUACUGAAGAAAUACAGUAUUUUAAGUGCCCUAUAUAAAACAGUUAGGUGUGGUAUUAAUGGCGCAUGAAACACCAAAAGUCGAUUGAUAACAAAAAGAUGAGUCUGUAUUUCAAAAGGUUCCUUUUUAGCAACUUCACUGUGAUCACACUGAUUUAAGUUCUUACAAAACAAAAUAAACCAUGGAAUCGUUAUCCAUAUUAAGUACGGUGACAAGCUAAUGCUAUUUGCAAAUAGACUAGUGUUGAUUAUGUACUGGAGAAAACAAAAACAAACAAA